AUGGCAUCCAUCAAAAUCACAUUAUUUGCACUUCUAUUUCUCGCCAUUUUUACAUAUUCUAAGGCAACCCUGAGCCCUCUCAAAGAGACCGAAAUAACACUCUACUACAAAAUUUCUGCCGGUGGCCCAAAUGCGACCGUGAUCGAGGUCCCGGGCCCGUCAAUCGGGCCCCUAAACUUCACUAGGUUCGGAGCCACGUUUGUCUCGGACACCCUGAUAACCGAAGAAAUCGAGGAAUUCUCGGCCCCAGUCGCUAGGGGCCGGCGGUUUUUUGUCAUAGCAGCCCUUGAUGGAUCCCAAAGUCUGUGGGUAGACUCGGUUGUGUUUAUCAAUGGCAAGUAUAAAGGCAGCACACUGCAAUUACAAGGCUCUUACUCGUUUAUGGAAUUGUCGGAGAUGGCAGUGGUAGGCGGCACCGGAAAAUUCCGUCGGGCCAGCGGUUACGCGACUUUCGAGACUGUUUACUUUGAUCCCGUGAGAAGCUAUGCAGUCCUGCAAUCUAAUCUGACUGUGCUACAUUAUGUUUGA
Salvia miltiorrhiza (redroot sage) is the source of this 528-nucleotide messenger RNA. Its product is annotated as dirigent protein 22-like. The record is from RefSeq and is a predicted model, not a curated record. Lineage: Eukaryota; Viridiplantae; Streptophyta; Magnoliopsida; Lamiales; Lamiaceae. The transcript has a single exon. The coding region runs from base 1 to 528 and encodes 175 amino acids.